Messenger RNA from Helicoverpa zea (corn earworm), 390 nucleotides. RefSeq names its product kunitz-type serine protease inhibitor conotoxin Cal9.1a-like. Gene Ontology annotation, molecular function: serine-type endopeptidase inhibitor activity. The transcript has 3 exons. The coding region runs from base 1 to 390 and encodes 129 amino acids. Lineage: Eukaryota; Metazoa; Arthropoda; Insecta; Lepidoptera; Noctuidae. The record is from RefSeq and is a predicted model, not a curated record.
AUGGCUGUUUUUAAUUAUAUUUUUUUGGCAACAUUUUCGGUUUUAAUGUUAUCGAUAUGCAGAAGUGAUGAUCAGUCGACGGAAGAAUUAGUACCAAUGGACUUAGAAUUAGCUGAAGACAUAUGUAACAUACCAAUUGAUGAAGGGAUUUGUGAAUCUGAGAGCGUCAGCGACAGCAACGGUGACACUGCAGUUUAUUUCGGCUACAAUGUAAACACGACGAAUUGCGAAAUGUUUAUCUACGAAGGUUGCGGUGGCAACGGUAACAGGUUCGACUCCAGUGCCGCGUGCUGGCGAGCUUGCUAUACACCAUUUAGAUAUUUCUUAGCCAGAGUGACCAACUUUAUAAAGUAUAGAUAUAAUGAUUCGAUUGAUUGGACAGCCGAAUAA